Saccostrea echinata is the source of this 1881-nucleotide messenger RNA. RefSeq names its product pyrokinin-1 receptor-like. Gene Ontology annotation, biological process: neuropeptide signaling pathway. Gene Ontology annotation, molecular function: neuromedin U receptor activity. NCBI's taxonomy places the organism in Eukaryota, Metazoa, Mollusca, Bivalvia, Ostreida, Ostreidae. The transcript is spliced from 4 exons. Bases 316 to 1833 code for a protein of 505 amino acids. Gene Ontology annotation, cellular component: plasma membrane. The record is from RefSeq and is a predicted model, not a curated record.
GAUAUAUAGGAUAUGAAUAUUAUCUAAAUGUUAAGUGGUCUGUCGGGAGGAAAACAUCAUAUUUCUAUUUGUCUGUGAUCUGAGCAUAUGAUAGCGCCCAUAGGACCGGUCAAAUCGCUCAAAGAUCAGCACCAUUGAUGAUUGGUGCAACGAGGAAGCCAUGAAGAGUAAUUAACGAAGUAAGAUGGGUAUACUCGAUAGUGUUAACUUACAAAUAUCUCAUAAAGUUAGUGAGAGGACAUUCGUAUUUAUCUUGUUGACCCUUAUGUGUCCGAUUUCUUAUGAAUAAGAGCUUCAGAACUUUAGCAAACCCGUAUGAAAAAUCGCAAUAUGACGACGGCUACUUAUGUAAACAUGUCUGAGAACAUGGAUCAGAACUACACAAGUCUCCAGUCCUUUGUUUUAUCAAGAUUAGGAGAGAAACAAAAGGAUUUAUUUUCUGUGGUACUUCUGUCAAUUGUUUACAUCGUAAUUUUCUUGACCGGAAGUAUUGGUAAUUUAACUACUUGUUUAGUCCUCCGGAAACAGGUGUACAUGCAUACAGUGACAAACCAAUAUCUGCUGAACCUGGCGAUUACGGACUUCCUGACGAUCGUUCUAGCUCUUCCACCAGAAGUUUAUACAAUAUGGGAGGCAUAUCCAUGGAGAUUUGGAGAACCUUUCUGCAUAUUUAAAGCUUUUCUGCUGGAAUGGACGUCAUACGCAUCUGUGUUGACCAUAACUGGAUUCACGGUGGAGCGCUACAUCGCCAUUUGUCAUCCAAUUACGGGUCAAAAAGUUACUAGACAAUCGCGAGCUUUUAAAUGCAUCAUUUGCAUAUGGAUUAUAUCCGCAUGUUGUGCUUUGCCAUAUCCGUUUCAUACGCGCACAUUCUAUUAUCUAAAUGAUCCUAGAACUAAUUUGCCUAUCAAUGAUACUUUAUUGUGUAACAUUCCAAUAAAGUGGCACGAAAGGAUGAUCGUCAUGUUUCAAGUGUCUACUUUCGCUUUCUUUUUCCUUCCAAUGUGUAUCAUUACAAUUAUGUACAUAUUGAUAGGGAUUCGAUUGCGAAGGACGGAAGUGGACACGACAAUGGGAGUCCAGUAUAAAGGCGCUCUGUCCACGACCGCUAGGGCAAGGAAAGCAGUUCUGAAAAUGCUAGUGGCUGUUGUGGUCGCUUUCUUCCUCUGCUGGGCGCCAUUUCACGCACAAAGAUUGAUGACACUAUAUGUCAAAGAUUGGAGCCCUGAGUCCAUGGAGUUCCACAGCCAUUUAUUUUACAUAUCAGGUGUUUUAUAUUUUGUUAGCUCAACUGUGAAUCCCAUACUAUAUAAUCUAUUGUCCAGGAAGUUCCGCUAUGCUUUUAAAAGGACGUUUUGUCGGUGCUGUUUAAACUUGGAACCAUUUCCAACUUUUUACAAACUGAAAGCAAUAUUUAUAAACAGAAGCGAACAGAAUUCAGGCUCCCCCAGCCCUCGAUUUAUAUAUCCCCAGAAACCUGUAGGUCUGGAUACCCCGUACAAUAAACAUGGCGGAAGCCUUUCUAUGAGCAGACCAGUCAAACAAGCAUCAACCAAAGACACCGUGGUUAAGUGUUCUUCAUCCGGAAGUAGUUCGCAUGCGCACUCUGACGGAAGACUUCAUUUUAUAUGUCGUCACAAAAGUUGUAGUAGCAACCGUAUACGACUGAGCCUAGAAAUAAACAUGAUGUAUACACAAUUUAACAAUGCAUCAUGUCAAGAUAUCGAAAAACUCAGAAAAAUGAAAUGCUUCAAACAGCUUUCAAACCAAAAAGUCGAUUCCAAAGAUGGUGAAACAGAGAAAGAUUGUGACGUUACAGCAAGUCUUAUUUAAUUCUGUAAAAGAAAAUAUAUUCUUUUAUAAUAAAAUGUUUUUAAUGUG